AUGGCGGAUACUGUAGAGAAAGUCCCCACCGUUGAGGCAUCUUCAUCCUCCGCAGAAGCAUCAUCAAUCUCCGGAGAGAAGACAGAGCCCACGACGGUCGAGAAGAAAAAGUGGGGCGAUGUUGAGGAUGACGAUGAAGAAGAUGCAAAAAACGCAAUCUCAGAGCUCAAUUCUUUGAGUAUUGAGGAAGAAGAGAAACGUGAGUCUGUGCUUGAAGAACCCGAAGAUGCAAACAUCAAAGCGGUUACUUCCGGUGAUACACCAUAUACAUCAGCAAGUAGGUUUGAAGAUUUGAACUUAUCACCUGAGUUGAUGAAAGGAUUGUAUGUUGAGAUGAAAUUCGAAAAGCCGAGCAAGAUCCAAGCAAUCAGUUUGCCUAUGAUUAUGACACCUCCUCACAAGCAUCUGAUUGCUCAGGCGCAUAAUGGAUCUGGCAAGACGACAUGUUUCGUUCUUGGAAUGCUGAGUCGGGUUGAUCCGACGCUGAGAGAGCCUCAAGCCCUUUGUAUCUGUCCCACUAGGGAAUUGGCAAACCAGAAUAUGGAAGUUCUUCAGAAGAUGGGGAAGUUUACCGGGAUCACUGCUGAAGUGGCUGUCCCAGAGACGAAUAGAGGUGUAAAUAUCGCAAAACGAGCACCUGUUUCUGCCCAAGUGGUGAUUGGCACCCCUGGAACACUUAAGAAGUGGAUGUCAUUCAAGAAAUUAGGUCUAAACCAUUUGAAGAUUCUGGUUUUUGAUGAGGCUGACCAUAUGCUUGCUACGGAUGGUUUUAGGGAUGAUUCCUUGAAGAUAAUGAAAGACAUUGAGAGAGUUAAUCCAAAUUUUCAGGUUCUUCUUUUCUCGGCUACUUUUAACGAAACCGUCAAAGAUUUUGUUGCGAGGACAGUCAAGGACCCCAACCAACUGUUUGUAAAAAGAGAGGAUCUAGCUUUGGACUCAGUGAAGCAGUAUAAAGUAAUUUGCCCGAGGGAGGAAAACAAGAUUGAAGUCAUCAAGGAUCAGAUUAUGGAGCUUGGGGAUAUUGGCCAGACUAUAAUAUUUGUGAGAACAAAGGCGUCUGCAAACAAAGUGCACAAAGCUCUUGCGGAAAUGGGGUAUGACGUCACCAGUGUUCAUGGCAGUAUGACAGAAGUGGACAGAGAUAAAAUCGUGAAGGAGUUCAAAGACUGCCUUACUCAAGUUCUCAUAGCGACUGAUGUCAUUGCAAGAGGUUUUGACCAACAGCGGGUGAAUUUGGUCGUGAAUUACAACCUGCCGACUAAAUAUGAAACUGGUGAGCCCGAUUACGAGGUCUAUCUUCACAGGGUUGGAAGGGCUGGCCGGUUUGGGCGUAAAGGAGCUGUCUUCAACCUCCUCCUAGACGGGAGUCGGGAUAGAGAGGUUAUGGAGAAGAUUGAGAAGUAUUUUGGAGCUGUUGUUAAGGAGAUCAAGUCUUGGAACUCAGAGAAAGAGUAUAAAGGCGCACUCAAGGAAGCUGGCCUACUCGAGGAGUGA
Molecule: messenger RNA, 1494 nt
Organism: Arabis nemorensis
Lineage: Eukaryota; Viridiplantae; Streptophyta; Magnoliopsida; Brassicales; Brassicaceae
Source: the annotation of a GenBank genome assembly